AUGAGAAUUUUUAAAAGUCAUCCUUUAUUAAAAUUGGUUAAUUCAUAUUUAAUCGAUUCACCACAACCAUCUAACUUAAGUGUAACUUUAGCUAUGCAUUAUAAUCCUAGUGUUUUAGAAGCUUUUAAUUCUGUAGAGCAUAUUAUGCGUGAUUAUAUUUACACAUUGGAAGAGGUUUAUAUUACGGGUCUUACAGAGCUCCUAGAACUUUAG
Molecule: messenger RNA, 213 nt
Organism: Lachnellula hyalina
Lineage: Eukaryota; Fungi; Ascomycota; Leotiomycetes; Helotiales; Lachnaceae
Gene: COB
Product: cytochrome b
Exons: 3
Coding region: 1-213 (70 amino acids)
Biological process (GO): mitochondrial electron transport, ubiquinol to cytochrome c
Cellular component (GO): membrane
Source: RefSeq, a predicted model, not a curated record